CGGGCGCCCGGGGCCAGAGCCGUGGAACCGCGUGAAGAUUCCCAGAGCCGGGAGCCGCACCUCAGUGACCGUUCCGGACCCUGGUCCGGCCCUGAGCCAUUGCGUUUCAGCUGUCACCAAAGAGUGCUGCCUAGUCACCUUGUCACUGAAGAGCCCAGCCCUGGACGCGGAGACAGAUGUGUUGUGCGCAAUCAUUUACAGCAAUCACAACAGAAUGGGCCACCACAAGCCCUACUUGGCCCUCAAACAGGUUGAGCAGUGUUUAAAACGUUUGAAAACCAUGGAUUUGGAGGGCUCAAUUGAAGAUCUCUCGGCGGUGUUCUAUUCCAGUGAACAUCAACCUGUCAUUGCCAAAGACUGUGUCAUCCCCAGCCAGCCAGUGGUGGAAGUGGUGUUGAUGAAGGUGUUGGGAGCCUGUAAGUUGUUACUUCGCUUGCUGGACUGUUGUUGCAAGACAUUCCUCCUGACUGUGAAACAUCUGGGUUUGCAAGAGUUCAUUAUUCUAAACCUUGUGAUGGUGGCGCUGGUGAGCAGGUUAUGGGUUCUCUAUAAAGGGGUUUUAAAAAGGCUCGUGUCUUUGUACGAGCCAUUGCUUGGACUGCUGCAAGAAAUCUCCCGGAUUCAACCAAUGCCUUACUUUCAGGAUUUCACCUUUCCUCCCAAUAUUGCAGACUUUUUAGGACAACCGUAUUUUGACGUCUUUCAGGGGGCAAAGCCCACACCGUUUGCAGCUAAAGGUGUAACUAGAUUGCUGAAUAGAUUAUUUCUAACAAAAGAGCAAUCCCCAUUACCCACUGCAGAAGCCUUACUUAGAAUUACGAAAAACGUUACACCAAUGAAGAGCAAUAUAGAACAUUCUGUGGACCUUGGGCAGCCAGUGAAGAAUAAGCAAGUCUUCAAAGAAGAACCGUCAGCAUCUGAUGUGAGAGCCUUCUGCACACAGCUGAAACGGAACGCUCCUCAGGAGACCAGCUUUGAGUGGACACGUCCUCAGGCCAACUUAAAGGGCACCAGGCAUUCUUCGCAGAAAGUGACGGGCUCAGGUCCCUGUGCCACACGGUUGGUGCAAAGCCUCCAAGAGGCUGAGACUUUCGGGCAACUUUGCGAAGAAAUCCAGAUGGCGGUUGUGUGGUGCAGGAGCAACAAACUCAGAGCUCAGGCCACCUUUCUGGGCAACAAACUUCUCAAAAGUAACCGGCUGAAACAUGUGGAGGCUCAAGGUUACAGCUUGCCAAAGAAAUUAGAGUGCAUAAAGACAUCUAUUUGCAACUGCUUGCUUCGUGGCUCAGGUAACAAAACUUCAAAGCAUCACCUGAGACCGAGGAGAUCCCAGAGUCAGUUUUUACAGAGACAAAGGAAACCAGAGAGCACUGCAGCAGUCUCCUGCAGGGACUCAGAAGGGGCCACAGGCACCAGCGUGAAACAAAGACUCUCACACCUCGCAGCCAACACAGCUGAGCUGUACCCUCACAAUAUGCAACUCUUAGUCAACAAAGCUCCAACGCUUGGUGGAACUAAGAAGAAACAAAAUGACGGGAAUCUUCCAGGAAGCACUGAAAGUAAAAUGGGCUCCCGGACAGUGACCCAAGUGGACAGACAUAAUACAUCAGGAGCUAUGAAGGAGAGAGACGACAUUGAUGACAUUUUUGCUUUAAUGGGCGUUUAGAUGCUUAUUGCCUUUCCGCUGAGAGCUGGAAGUAGCGCAUGGACUGAGAGGAGCUGCGGCAGAGCAACGCUGCACGGGUUUGCGGUUCAUCAUUUAAUGAAUAAAUAGUUAUUGGCUUCACCUAUAAGCCAGGGACCACAAUAAAAAAUUAGAUGCCGUUCCUUGACAGGCUGGUCAGUCCUGGAAAACCAGGGAAUGAAGACUCUGAAUAAAUAAGUUUACAGAAACCUGACGAGGGUUGGGUGAGUGAGGACUAGGGAAGGUGCACAGGAAAUAGCUCCUUCCUUCCUGGCUCAGUUGCAGGUUUAUCCACCUUGGCAUUUCAAGGCUUCCUGCUUCUGAUGUUUUUGCUUUGUUUCUAUCUGCUGCUCUGGUGGUGUAGUGGUUCUAAGUUGGGCUGGUAACU
This is a messenger RNA of Echinops telfairi (small Madagascar hedgehog), 2072 nucleotides long. RefSeq names its product nucleolus and neural progenitor protein (gene RMP64). The record is from RefSeq and is a predicted model, not a curated record. The transcript has 9 exons. Lineage: Eukaryota; Metazoa; Chordata; Mammalia; Afrosoricida; Tenrecidae. Gene Ontology annotation, cellular component: nucleus. Gene Ontology annotation, biological process: positive regulation of Notch signaling pathway. Bases 215 to 1666 code for a protein of 483 amino acids.